Rhagoletis zephyria (snowberry fruit fly) is the source of this 449-nucleotide messenger RNA. Its product is annotated as persulfide dioxygenase ETHE1 homolog, mitochondrial. The record is from RefSeq and is a predicted model, not a curated record. NCBI's taxonomy places the organism in Eukaryota, Metazoa, Arthropoda, Insecta, Diptera, Tephritidae.
AGGCACAAUGGAGAGCAGCGUUUGGGAAGAGAAAACAUAUAAUCCACGCUUGACGAAGACAAGGGAGCAAUUUAUUGAUAUCAUGAACAAUUUGAAUUUGCCUUAUCCUAAGAAGAUUGAUGUUUCGCUACCGGCUAAUCGCGAAUGUGGUGUCCAUGAUAUUCCAGAUAAAUAAUGUUGAUUGGCUUUUGUUUUGCGAAAAAAAAAUUCAAAAUAAAGUGCUGCUCAAAUGUGGUUUCAAAUGGCAUAGAAAGCACCCAAACUACCGAGUCAUGGAGGGCUAAAGUAUUUUGAAGGCUACUGCUGUUAGCUGUACAGCAAAUUCUUUUUAAACGUUUCCUAAAUAUAUAGAAUUAAUCAAAAGACAUUGUAAAAAAAAGAGUUUUAUAAUAAAAAGUGAAAUAAAAUAUUUCCACAAAUGCUAUCGCUAAUUUAGUUGGUCACGUCUA